CGUGGCAUUGGAAGAUGUUACUACAACAGAAGGAUGUGGGGUGAGCUGUGGAGGCCAGCUUGGUGACGGCAAGGACAACGGCUUGGGAUUUUUCAGGUCAUCCUCUGUAAUCUUUAAGAGAAAAUAGUGUGUCGUGCCUUGCGUGGCAGAGUCGGCCGUGGAAGUGAAGCUGGAGUGGCGCUGGAGUGGAGUGGCGGGUCCUGGCAAGCUUUAUGCGUGCCUGGGUGGACUUUUAAGCACCUCCGCCCAGACAUCAUCGGGUUAUCGUCACGUCAAAGGUCUGGACGUUGAGGCGGCACCAGACACAUCACUCAGCCGUCCUCGCCUCCAGCAGUCGUGGAUGAAUGAGUCCCUGGGGUGACAUACGCUGGAGCUAACUGUGGUGCCGAUCUGGUGGAGGAGCGCCAUCUCACUUGCUUCGAGAAGAAUGUUUUGUUCAGCUUCAGAUUGAUCCCUUGACCCGCACUGGCUGCCUCAGCAGUCUGCAACACUCCAAGAUGGUGUGCAAUUCCUGGAAAGAGAGAGAGAGGUCAGUCGAUACGGAAUUGUCGCGGUGACGCCUCGGGACAGUGAAGUGGUGACGUGGUGGACGAAAAUGAUCAGCCUGUGUCUGCCGGCCUUGCAUCUCUUCUCUAACCCAGCCUUCCAUGGGACUCCAGAACAAGGAAACUCUUAACCUUGACCCUGCUGUGACCUUGGCUCUGGCAAGCUGAGGACAUUACGAGGAAGCCGGGCGUCGCCAGCAACAGUGGGAGAGAGUGCCACGCACACUCCCUAUCCUCGCCCCCGCCCUCCCCGCCCGCCCCCGCCACGCCAUGACCUGCUCCGCCACCGUAGAGCGUCACCUAGCCUGGGUCGGCCUCACCCUGCUGCUGCUGACCCCUCAAGGUUUAUCCGAGAGCUACUUCGACUUGUAUGAUUACUACUCUGACUACAGCCAAGGGGAGGUGGACGAGUCGGUGCCCGCCUUCACCGCCCGCCCGCAGACUUUCACGGUGGAGGUGGGGCAGUCCGUCAUGAUUCCUUGCGAUGUGGAUGACCUGGGCCACCACAAACUCAUCAUUAAGAAGAAACCAGCGCUGGGAGGCAAAGAGCGGCUGCUGUCGGUGGGGAGUGAGAAGGUGACGAGGGACAGACGACUCAUUAUAGAAGGCACGCGACUCACCAUAUCUCACGCCAGGCCUCGGGAUGCUGGUAGUUACAUGUGUCUCUUCGACGUGGAGCCGUCAGUGAUGCUCAAACACACCCUGGACGUGCAAUUCCCGCCCUCCGUCAGGUCCCUCGCCCCGCCAGAGCAGCAUGUCCCUCGAGGCAAGGAUGUCACGCUGGAGUGUCGCGCCCAUGGCAACCCGGAGCCUGUAAUCCGCUGGUCCCGGCAGGAGGGUCUGUUGCCUUCUGGCCUCACUACCCACGAGGGCAAGACUUUGUACCUGAAGGGAGUGGACAGGCACGUGGAGGGAACGUACUUGUGCACGGCGGAUAACGGAGUGGGAGAGUCCGCCUCGGCAGCCAUGACCAUCACCGUGGAGUACCCACCGGAGGUCAGCGUCGAAAGGGCCGUGGUGCGCAGCGGGGACGGUGACCACGUGGAAUUGGCUUGUGUGGUGCACGGGCGCCCUUCCCCUGACGUGAUCUGGACGCUUGAUGGACACCCCCUGCCAAGCGCCCUCAUGAACACACAGCGACACAUGCCUCAGACUGUGAAAGAGGGACACAUCAGCCUCACGCACGUCGCCCACCGCCACACGCUUACCAUAACCAGUGUCUCGGAAAAGGACUUUGGAACAUACGUGUGCAUAGCGGAGAACCCACACGGCCAAAAAGAUGCCGUGAUACAGGUGACAGGCCUCCCCAAGCCCCCUGUGCUCACCAGCAGCCCCAUAGGAGGCGAGAGCACCUCGUACACCCUUACGUGGGAGACAGAGAGCUACUACUCCAUUACCGAGUUCCUCAUUAAGUACCGCAGGGCUCACCUCGGAGCCUGGCAGCCCAAUCACACUGUGGUGAUGGCGGGGGCUUGGGAGAGUGUGUCAAGGAAAGUGGAGCCAGGGAGCUGGUCUCGCGGGACAAGGCAGACUCUCAGCUACACCCUGCGAGGACUGGAGACGGCGACUGACUACGUGACGGUAGUAAGAGUUCGCAACCGAUACGGCUGGUCAUCGGAGAGCGACCAUUUCCACUUCUCCACCAAGAAAGCUAUGGCUGUGUUGCAGUCCACGAGCGGUGACCGCGGCGGGGCAGGAGCGGCAGCGCCCGGGAUGCUGCUGUUAGUCUGUCUGUCUGCUUUCCUCCUUCUAAGAGAAAACUAGUGUUUUGUGUUUUACUUUUUUUGUAUUUUCUUGGUAUUUGGUGGAUAGCCAAAAUGACCUUAAGAAUAUAUUUUUUUCUUCACAAAUUUAAUGAAGAUUAGUGUUAACAGGAAUAAGAUUCUUAAUACAGCUAAGUUGUGUCAAAUUUCGCUACUGUGAGAAAUGUAAGGUAUGUUAGCUGUGUGUGAGGCGUGAGAGUGCUGCUGUGAGAAGUGUGAGGUAUGCUAGCCAUAUGUGAAGCGUGAGGCGUGAGAGUGGUGCUGUGAGAAGUGUGAGGUAUGUUAGCCAUGUGUGAAGCGUGAGGCGUGAGGCGUGAGAGUGGUGCUGUGAGAAGUGUGAGGUAUGCUAGCCGUGUGUGAAGCGUGAGGCGUGGUGGUGUGGGUGAAGACGAGGGUGUGGUCUGCAAGACAACGCCGUGAGAGGGCUUGUGUUGCACUGGCCGCGUGGUGUUGCGGUGGAUGGACGCUGGACGGAUGAAUGGAUGGGCGGCAGGUUCACCCCAUGCACCUCUCCGGCGCGAUGGUCCUUGUAUCUUUUGUAUAAAGCUGUAAAUCAUUUUAAUUCUUAGUUCUCUACUUGGAAUACAAAUAAGUGUGUUUUGUGAGGAUCAAGUAAGUUAAUCUGUAAGAAAGUGAACGUCACAAAUUGAAUGAAUGUUUUAUCAACUAUAUUUUUAACCAUUUAUUAUACCGUUGGACUCGUUCGGGAAAUAAAAUUGUACAUAAUAAAGCAUUCGUAAUCCAUUACUGGUGAGUAAAUGACUUUCCAGUGCUGGUCAUACUGUCAGUUAUUUGCACCUUGAUGGCCGAAUAUUUUUGUUCCCUCGUCACCAUUAUUCUAUUUUUAUUACGUUGUAGUUUGAUCAGUCCAUAACCUACGUGUAGCAAUUUGCUAUUUUAUGAUGGUGUUUCAAGUCGGUAAUCCCUCAUCACCUAAAAUGACACAGUGUUGUGCUGGGGCUCGUGGCGCUUCCAGGCUGUGUCGUUUUGUAAUGCUGACAUGUAUGUAUGUGGAGCUACAAAAGAGAAUAGCCCGCUACGUUAUUAUAUUUCCAUAAAACUACGUGCAGGGUGCCCCAUCAGAUUCGCUCACAGGUGUUUCUGCUUCAUUAAGAGUUGUUAAUGUUUUGUGCAUGAAAUUUAACAUAACAGGGUUUGUGCAUGGUAUAUUUGGCAAAGGGUCGAUAACAGAGAUAACAACAGAUUGUGCUGCCGCCGAUGUAGUGACGUACUAGUCCAUCAAGUUUCAGUGUUACAACAUUCCUGUGAAGUGAGGUAGUUCACACCUGUCAUUUUUAUGCUACUUCCUUAACACAUCACGUGGAGAUUACUUUUAUAUAUACAAUAUACAGUUUACUGAAUGUGCUGUAAAUAAAUGUCUUUUUGAA
This is a messenger RNA of Portunus trituberculatus (swimming crab), 3696 nucleotides long. Its product is annotated as protein amalgam-like. Bases 816 to 2309 code for a protein of 497 amino acids. Gene Ontology annotation, cellular component: axon; plasma membrane; neuronal cell body. Gene Ontology annotation, molecular function: axon guidance receptor activity; protein binding. The record is from RefSeq and is a predicted model, not a curated record. Gene Ontology annotation, biological process: synapse organization; homophilic cell-cell adhesion. The transcript is spliced from 14 exons. Lineage: Eukaryota; Metazoa; Arthropoda; Malacostraca; Decapoda; Portunidae.